UCUUUUUCUCACUCUCUCGGCCAAACUCUCUCCUCCUCUCCUCCGAAACUCUCUCCUCCCUUCUCUCUUCGAUCUCAACACCUUAGAGCGUGAUUCCGGACGAAGUCCAAGAAUUAAAAUUGCUACACGGAGCACAGGCUUUCCGAAUAUCCAAAAAAAAUCUUGAUUGGACCACGUGGGAGCUCGGUUGACUUGGUCAAAGGGUCGGGUUUUGCUUAAAACCCAUGAGGUACACUUCAGGGACACAGUCUUGGAGGGUGUGAAGUGCAUGCAGACAUUACAAGCUAAGGUUAUAUAUAUAUUUUUUGGAAGUACUUGCAUAUCUUCGUAAAACAAAUUGCAUUGUAUUGUUUUCUUUAUUUUUGGAAUACUGUAUCGGUUAGACAAACCUGUGGAUUCGGAAACUGUAAUAUAUUUGGGGGCUAUCAUAUGUACUAUUGCGAAGGUUUGUAUUUAAAAAUGGUAUUGUUAUUUAUGUUGAAAAUCGAGGGCGUGACACGUUUGGACAUUAAAUUUUUUCCCAUAAGUUUAAUAUUUUUUUCCUCACAUGGUUUGUAUUUUUUUCCCACUAAUUGGAGAGGACGUAACACAUUUGGACAUUAAUUAUUUUCCAAAAGUUUAGUAUUUUAAUUGCAUGUUUCUUUACGGGUUAUAGUGAGUGUUUAUUGACAUAAAAAUUGAAUUCAAAAACAUGUUGAUUUACGUAAUUGUAUGAAUAAAUUAUGGUGCCACCCCGUUUCCAAAUCCUAGCUCUGCCCCUCGACAUCAUACUCCCUCCGUCCUAUUUUAACUGUCCCCUACAAGAAUUCAUGCAAUUUCAACCCAAAAAAAAAACAUAUUUUCACAUAUUAUUCUUUUAAAUUUCUCAUACCAAAUUAAAGUGCUCAUUGAAUACUUUAAUUUGGUGUAAGAGAAUAAAAAUAAUAAUAUGUAAAAAAAUUGAAUAAAAACAAAACCAAAAACAUAUGCUGCAUAAUUUAAUCUCUAGUGUAAACACCCAGAAAAGGACAGCAAAGAAGAACAAGUGAGAAGAUAGAGAAAGUACCCGUGGAGGAAAAGCUAGGGAGUGGUUAAUUAACAGGAUCGGUACGUAACUUUGUUUUGCUCCUCCUAUAAAUAGUAGUAAAAUUGGCUGCCUUUCCUAGUCCAGUAUUCCCUUAUUAGAAAGAACUAGAAUUACAGAAACAAAAUGGAGCCAUGUUAUAGAGAUAACAGAGACGAAGACAAAGACGACGAAAAGCAGUAUAGCUAUGCCAUGGAAGUGAUACGCUCCUCAGUGCUGCCAUUGGUGUUGAAGGCGGUGAUAGAGUUAGAAGCGCUAGACAUCAUAGCCAAGGAGGGUCCUGGAGCCCAACUCUCUGCCUCGGAAAUCGCGUCGCGGUUGCCACCCUCUGCUGCUGCAUCCGGUCGCAAUCCGGACGCGCCCGAGAUGCUGGACCGGAUGCUGCGUUUCCUGGCCAGCCACUCAAUUCUCACAUGCUCGGCCGCCAUCUCCUCCUCGGAUGACCCAACGACGACUGGGCCUGCUGCCCCAGUCGGCGAGACAAGAGUGUAUGGGCUGGCACCUGUGGCCAAAUACUUCGUUCCCGACCAAGACGGAGUCUCGUUAGGGUACUUGCUGUUCAUGUCCCAGGACAAAGUCCACAUUAACAGCUGGUACGAACUAAAAGGGGCAGUUUUGGAAGGAGGGAUACCCUUCGAACGGGUACACGGGAUGCAUGCAUUUGAAUACUGCGGGAAAGAUGUGAGGUUCAAUGAGGUAUUCAACAAGGCCAUGCAAUGUGGCACCAAACUUCUCAUCAAGAAAAUCGUGCACUCCUACAAGGGCUUUGAACAACUCCAAAGCCUUGUUGAUGUUGGCGGCGGCCUUGGUGUCAGCCUCAGCUUGAUCACCGCCAAGUACCCACACAUCAAGGCCAUUAAUUUUGACCUCCCACAUGUUAUUCAGCAAGCCCCGCCCUAUCCCGGGGUGGAACAUGUGGGAGGAGAUAUGUUUGAAAAUGUUCCAAAGGGUGAUGCCAUUUUCACGAAGCGUGUACUUCAUGAUUGGAGUGACGAUCAAUGUCUACAAAUACUGAAGAAUUGCCAUAAAGCUCUACCGGAGCAUGGAAAGGUAAUUGUGGUGGAGACAAUUCUUCCAGCGAUCGUAGAUACCAGCGAUGCAGCAAGAACCGCUUUCCACAUUGAUUUGCUGAUGAUGACCGAACUCGGAGGGAAGGAGCGCACAGAACAGGAGUACCGGACCCUAGCCGUUGGAGCUGGAUUUUCUGGCAUCAAACUGGAUUGUUAUGCUUGUACUCUAUGGGUCAUGGAAUUUUACAAGUAGUACUACUGUACGUCCACUUGUGGAGGAGUACUUGAGCUAAUUAAAACUUGCAUUAAUAUAUUCCUAUUAUGUUAUUUUGUUUAGUAGAAAUAAAAUAAUAAGAGCUGCAUGUUGAUCGAGGAUAUUUCGAUGAAAAUUUAUUUAUACCGGAAUAUUUAUGUAUUGUUGUCAAGUUAAA
Rhododendron vialii is the source of this 2504-nucleotide messenger RNA. RefSeq names its product caffeic acid 3-O-methyltransferase-like. The transcript is spliced from 5 exons. Gene Ontology annotation, biological process: methylation. Bases 1190 to 2326 code for a protein of 378 amino acids. The record is from RefSeq and is a predicted model, not a curated record. Lineage: Eukaryota; Viridiplantae; Streptophyta; Magnoliopsida; Ericales; Ericaceae. Gene Ontology annotation, molecular function: O-methyltransferase activity; S-adenosylmethionine-dependent methyltransferase activity; protein dimerization activity.